AUGCCGUUCCCAGAUGCAGAAUAUUUUUCCUGCUGUCAAAAUAGACUUAUACAAGAUGAAUUACGAUACAACAGAAAUGAUUUGUCCCAAGAGCACAUUAAAUUGGUGUCUAAUCUAAAUGAUGAACAACGACAUGUCUAUGACAUUGUAAUGAAUGCAGUGAGGUUGAAUAAAGGUGGUAUGUUUUUUGUAUACGGAUAUGGAGGAACUGGCAAGACCUUUGUGUGGAAAACUCUAUCCGCAGCUCUAAGAUCGAAGGGAGAAAUCGUGUUGAAUGUAGCAUCAAGUGGAAUAGCAUCUCUCCUUCUACUCGGUGGUAGGACUGCUCACUCCAGAUUUGCAAUUCCACUAAAUUCGAAUGAAGAUUCAACCUGCAACAUUAAACAGGGAAGUCCUCUUGUAGAGUUAAUAAUCAGAAGUAGUCUUAUCAUUUGGGACGAGGCUCCUAUGAUGAAUAAAUAUUGUUUUGAGGCUUUGGAUAAGAGCAUGCGAGAUAUUCUAAGGUUCAGUAACCCAAUGAGUUAUGAAUUACCAUUUGGAGGGAAGGUAGUAGUUCUUGGAGGGGACUUUCGACAAAUAUUACCUGUGAUUCCAAGAGGUACUAGACAAGAUAUCGUGCUUGCAACCAUCAAUUCAUCGUACCUAUGGAGAAAUUGUAAGGUAUUGAGAUUGACGAAGAACAUGAGGCUCCAAAAUGUUGAAUCUGAUGAAGACUUUAUCAACUUAAAAUCUUUUUCUGAAUGGAUAGCAAGCAUAGGGGAUGGAACAAUUGGCGGUCCGAAUGACGGUAAUGCGGUUAUUGAUAUACCGGAUGACCUGUUGUUGAAUGCAUUAGAUGAUCCUGUUGCCUCAAUCAUGAACAGUACGUAUCCAAACUUUACUUCUAAUGUCAAUGAAACUGAAUAUCUCCAAGGUAGAGCUAUACUAGCACCGACUCUUGAUGUUGUGGAGACUGUCAAUUAG
Diospyros lotus (date-plum) is the source of this 963-nucleotide messenger RNA. RefSeq lists its product as uncharacterized. The record is from RefSeq and is a predicted model, not a curated record. Lineage: Eukaryota; Viridiplantae; Streptophyta; Magnoliopsida; Ericales; Ebenaceae. Gene Ontology annotation, molecular function: DNA helicase activity. Bases 1 to 963 code for a protein of 320 amino acids. The transcript has a single exon. Gene Ontology annotation, biological process: DNA repair; telomere maintenance.